AUGACUAAUCUCAGAGUUGUCAAAUUCUACUCUCCUUGGCAUGUGAGAUCCUGUAAUGUGCACCAUCCAACAAGUUUUGAGUCAUUCUCUGACGAAUCAGGGAGCCUAGAGUGGAAUGGAUACCCAUUCAAAUCUUUACCAUUAAAUUUUUAUCCUGAGAAACUUGUUGAGCAUUCUAUGCCAAACAGUCAUGUUAUGAAACUUUGGAGACCAGUGCAGGAUUAUGUGAAUUCUAAGAGGAUAAGCCUUGGCAGAUCAAAACAGUCCAUGGACUUGCUUGAUUUCUCAAAGGCACAGGAAAUAGAGUGGGAGGGUAUUUGUUUUUGCGAAAGUUUCUGUAACGUUGAUCCACACAUAUUAUCUCUUUCCAUGACUGUUGCCUUGAAUUUUGUCCGCUCCAAAUAUUCAAAGACUCUUCACAGUGAGGGUAAUUUUAGAUCCCUUAGAAACUUUGAUGUCAGUUUCUGCUUUAGCGUGAAGGAAUUUUCAUUGUCAUCAAAGGAAAUAUCAGAUUUGGAUUUGUUAACUUCAAAUUCCAAAAUACUGUACUCAUCAAUUGGGAGUCUCAGUGAGCUACGAAGGAUCAUACUAGGUGGUUCAAGACUAGAGAUUCUUCCCAUAAACGAGUUAUGUUGCCUGAGAUCUUUUGAAGAGCGUAAUCUUUCUGAUUGCAGACAAAUGAAUCAAAGCCCAAAGCUUCAUGUCCUAUUCGAUGCCUUAUUUGAUUUACAAGAGCUAUUUAUGGCUGGAUGCAGUGACUUCUUUGAAGUCCCUGAUAUUAUUGGCACUUAUUCAUCAUUAAAGUAUUUGGGACUGAAAGGAAGUUGUAUUGAUAGCUUACCUGCUAGCAUUAAAAAUCUUCCAUUGCUUAAAGCAAUUUACCUGAGGAAUUGCAGGAGGCUUCUAUCUAUACCACAACUUCCGCCAUCAAUUAUGCAUCUAGAUGCAACUAACUGCACAUCACUGGAGAAUAUAUUCACUAUAACUACAUCUGCACCACAGCAGGAUGACAUUUUGUCAUAUUUCUUUUUGUUUGUGAAUUGUUUGAAAUUGGAUGAGCAUUCACUUUGCAAUAUAAUGGACAAUGCUUACCUCUCGUUGAAGCGAGCAGUUCUUAACAAUUUAGAAGCAAGUGUUUUUUGUUAUCCGAGUAACAGAGCUCCAGAGUGGUUCAGAUGUAAUCAAACAAGAGGGGCUUCCAUGUCUAUGCAGCUUUCACCAGCUGUUGAUGAAUUGUUGGGUUUCGUUUUCUGCACUGUUCUGCCCCAGUUCACCCCAAAUGAAAUAUGUCCAACUUACGUGAAAUGCUCAUGUUGCUUUGAAGAUGUACUGUAUACACAUUGUAGAAGGGGUUAA
Neltuma alba is the source of this 1356-nucleotide messenger RNA. Its product is annotated as disease resistance-like protein DSC1. Gene Ontology annotation, biological process: defense response. NCBI's taxonomy places the organism in Eukaryota, Viridiplantae, Streptophyta, Magnoliopsida, Fabales, Fabaceae. Bases 1 to 1356 code for a protein of 451 amino acids. The transcript has 3 exons. The record is from RefSeq and is a predicted model, not a curated record.